GCCAUUUCUACCGUUAGAUAUAUCAACCAUUCUACGUAUUAUUGUUGGAGAGUGGCUGUCUUCACCCGCUUUCAGGCAAGGGACGGGGAACAAAGGGUCUUGUCUCUUCCAGCGCACGAGGAAAGAGGGGAUACCGAGGGUGGAAAAAUGUGGGGGGUACAUGGUAGUCUAGCUAUUGAGGUGGGAAACGUGGGGCGCCACUUCCUCGUUCUCACGCAUCUGAUCACAGUUCUUUUUCCACCAUCCCGUCACACCCUGGAAUCCGAGCGUGAGCGAAUCGUCUGUUCCAAUGGCAUCAUCCGUCGAGGACUGUGACUGUGGCUUCACCGACUCUCACGACCCUACGCAAAGCACCUUCACGAGUUUCCUUGCAGUCAACUUCAGCUCGAUCCCGGAGGAACAAUUCAACAACAUCUUCAUCCGAGCCACGUAUGAGUUGACGCCAGACCACUCCUCUUAUACAAGAAACUUCUCCGCUGGCCAGGUACAGCUUUCCGAUGCUGGAGUCCACCUCACCGUGUCACCUGCCGUGGAACACCAGGUUCCCUGUGCGCAAAUCUUCACACGCGCAAGGACCUUUUUCUACGGAUCCUAUCAUGCAUUGUUCCGCAUCAGCGACGUCCCGGGGACGGUGUCAGCCUUCUUCAACUACCACAACGAUACCUCGGAGGUAGACAUUGAGCACCUCAACGCGUGGGACGAGCCGACACUGCUAUACACCGUCAAGCCUCAGCUCUACGGCCCCAGCGGCAACCCGGACAACAGCACCUACCAGCGCGAGAUAUGGAACAGCACAUCCGGAGACGCGUUCCACGACGGCUUCCACGAGUGGUCCUUCGUAUGGCAGCCCGACAUUGUGCACUAUGGCCUCGAUUCCAACUACUCUCGCGUCAUCACGACGAACGUACCCCAAGCGCCCGGCCGCCUUGCGCUGAGCCAAUGGUCCGACGGCAACCCAAAGUACUCACUUGGGCCCCCCACAAGGGACAGCGCCCUCACCAUCGCGUUCCUCUGGGCCGUGUAUAACGAUGCCAACGCCAGCGCGCUUGCGUGCAAAAAAACCACUUCGCCGUGCAAGAUCACGAACGGCGUUUUCCAGCCCGGCAACCCCAACGCGAGCGGAGGCGACCAAAGCAAUCGCCCGCCGUCAGGGACCAUCAGUGUCAACUCAUCAGCUGCGCAGUCGGCGGGCGCGUCUCUGACCGCCACCUCUGCGGUAUCGAGCUGGCUGCUUGCGGCUGUGCUGUUUCUUUGGUUUCGGUCCUGGCGCGCUUAACAGUUCUAUACCUCGGAUGGUUUACAUUUUCUAGAGCUCUGUGCGACAUCGCAUGAUACCUUUGCAUCGUUCCUUCUACGGAUUCAUUCUCUCUUUAUCUUACCUCUUUUCUAAUGUAUAUAAUUGCGUAAGCGCAUACUAGUCGAUCUUUCACCCUCCUAUAUAUAGAGAAUAGCUGCACGACGUUUGCUAACGCCUAGUAACAGUAUACAAUCAAAAGAUCAAAGAUAUGCUUACACGUAUUUCAAAGAUUGCUUGAGGAUAUUCAACGAGUCUGGAUAACAGUAACGGUUAAAGUUAGGGUUGAUUUUUUUCUCCCCGUUUAAAAC
Molecule: messenger RNA, 1605 nt
Organism: Westerdykella ornata
Lineage: Eukaryota; Fungi; Ascomycota; Dothideomycetes; Pleosporales; Sporormiaceae
Product: concanavalin A-like lectin/glucanase
Exons: 1
Coding region: 290-1276 (328 amino acids)
Biological process (GO): carbohydrate metabolic process
Molecular function (GO): hydrolase activity, hydrolyzing O-glycosyl compounds
Source: RefSeq, a predicted model, not a curated record